Molecule: messenger RNA, 2671 nt
Organism: Tripterygium wilfordii
Lineage: Eukaryota; Viridiplantae; Streptophyta; Magnoliopsida; Celastrales; Celastraceae
Product: proteinaceous RNase P 2-like
Exons: 2
Coding region: 263-1987 (574 amino acids)
Biological process (GO): tRNA 5'-leader removal
Molecular function (GO): ribonuclease P activity; protein binding
Source: RefSeq, a predicted model, not a curated record
UUGGCAUUUGGAUACCUAACUCUGGAAAUCGGGUUCAAGCCAUUCCUUCUCAGAGCCCAACAACAACAACAACAACAGCAGGAAGUUCUUCAGAAUCAGGAAGAAACCCUAAAUCGGGAUUCCUGAUUGCAGUAAUAGUCAGGUGCAGGGGCAAGAAAGUUCAGUAGCUAAUGAUGAAGAAAAUUGCAUGGAAGUUUGGGAUCGUAGGUGACGGGUGGCUGUAGUUCAAGUUCUAUGCUAUGUUGUUUAUGCCAUAUAUAUAAUGGCAACCACAACUCACUCAAGCCCCUAUAAACAGAACAAGAAGAAGCCUCACCAAAACCCAGGGUCCCAAUUCCACUUCAAUCUCAAUUCAUGCUCCAAAUCCAAAGACCUUUGUGGCGCUAUCGCCCUGUACGAAACUGCAGUUUUACAAAACAUUCGUAUCAGUCAUCACCACUUGAACACUCUCCUCUACCUCUGCUCACAAGCUAUUACCGACCCACCAACCAAAGAGCUCACAAUAGAACAUGGAUUUCGUAUUUUCAGUCACAUGGAAUCAAUUGGUAUUAAGCCCAAUGAGGCAUCCAUCACAGCCGUCUCUAGGCUUGCUGCUGCAAAAGGAGAUGGUGAUUAUGCUUUUGCUUUGGUUAAAAGGAUGGGGGAGUAUGGAAUCACACCCCGGCUGCGCACGUGUGAUCCAGUGUUGUUCUCUUUUACUGGGAGUUUGCAGGCGGACAAGGCCUACGAGGUGGAGGAGCAUAUGGGUAGAGUAGGAGUGAGUACAGAGGAGCCAGAAAUUGCUGCACUGUUGAAGGUCAGUGCAGAGACGGGAAGAGGAGAAAGGGUUUAUGGGUACUUGCAGAAAUUGAGGAAAACUGUGAGAUGUGUGACUGAGGAUACCACAAAUAUUAUUGAGAAUUGGUUUAAUUGUGAAAAGGCGAGUGAGGUUGAGUCCAUUCAUUAUGAUGUGGGUUUGGUGAAGGAUGCGGUUUCAAGAAAUGGGGGAGGAUGGCAUGGACUUGGGUGGUUAGGAAGAGGAAAGUGGCUUGUUAGGAGAGGGGAUGUGGAUUCCAGUGGCCGGUGUUGCUCCUGUGGUGAUCAGUUGGUUUGUGCUGAUAUUGAAGACACAGAGACACAGAAAUUUGCCCAAUCAGUGGCUGGAUUGGCUAUGGAAAGGGAAGUGAAGGCUAAUUUCAAUGAAUUUCAGGAUUGGCUGGAAAAACAUGCUGAUUAUGAAGCCAUAGUGGAUGGAGCAAAUGUUGGGCUCUACCAACAAAAUUUUGCUGACGGUGGGUUCAGUGUUUCUCAGCUUGAUGCUGUUGUGAAAGAUUUAUAUAAUAGGAACGAAAAGAGAUGGCCGCUUGUUAUCCUGCAUAGUAAACGUCUUCGGGCACUUCUUGAAAAUCCUACCCACAGCAAGCUGGUUGAGGAGUGGAUGGGAAAUGGUGUUCUUUAUGCUACACCACCAGGUUCUAAUGACGAUUGGUAUUGGCUGUAUGCUGCUGUUAAACUUGGGUGUUUACUUGUGACUAACGAUGAAAUGUGGGACCACAUUUUUGAAAUUGUGGGUAGCAGCUUCAUCCUCAGGUGGAAAGAAAGGCAUCAAGUUCGAUAUACUUUUCAUAAAGGUAACUUGAGACUUCAGAUGCCACCCCCAUAUUCCUUAGUCAUCCAGGAAUUAGGAAAUGGAUCAUGGCAUGUGCCUAUAGCAGGCACCAGUUCUGAGGAGUCUGUGAAGCCUUGUCUCUGCAUUACCAAGCCCGGCGCUUCUGAUGCUCUCUGUCUCAAUGAAGCUCAAGUGGAAAAUGAAAUUCAGGGAAGUGGACAUGCUUCUUUUGAGAAGGAAUUGUUGAAAUCGUGUGAUCCAGCCACUGUUACAAGUCACAAUAGCAAAAAUGAAAGCAAAGAUUUCUCUCAUAGGUAUAUUGCCGAAUGUGCAGCUACCACUGGAAAAAGGAAAGAUAGGUCUCCAUCUCCUUCCCAAGAUCAUAUUUUGUUAAACUAAUUAAUGCUUUUUUUUCAGGACAACCUUUAUCCCUUGAUUGCUUGUUAUGGAAGCACAUGUAGGGUUGAUAUGAUCUCCACCUUGUGAGAUGGUUUCUAUACGCUAUCUUCAGCAACAUGUUGUGAAGAAUUUAGCCUCAUGACAUUAUGCAAGAGCAUCAGAAACCUGUUGGGACCGAGGACUUUCAGAUUUAAGAUAUGUAGCCCUCUGUUCUUAUUGUUUCAGAAAAAGUUGUUUAUGCCAUAUCCUUGCAUCAUAUAUAUUACCAGAGACAAGACAGUGAUGAUGAGUCUACAUCAUCUAGUGGCAAAAAACAGAAGCGUAAUGGUUGUGAUAGAGAAUUUGAGAAAAUAAGUGAAGCAAUUAGCAGUAUUGCACAUGCUAUAAGGGAGGGAAACACUACUAUUUCCAGAUCUCUGGCAUUUGUGUAUUCGGAGAAAGAAGUUUUGAAGAAUUAGUAAGGCUUGAUAAUUGAGCAGCUCCUACGCUACUUGGCCUAAACUUUUCUCAUUGAAGAUGCUGCAAGAGCGUGAGCAUUUUUCCAUUGCCCAGCAGAUGCACGUGAGGAGGUUUUGCUACAGAUGAUGUAAUAUCCCCACGAUCCAUGAUUAAUUUAUGGUUGACCAGAUUUGGCUUAACUAUAAUUGUGUUACCAUAUCUUUUAUUUAGUGCUUACUUCAACAA